AAAGAACAAGUUCAAACAUUUGCAAAAGCCAUCACUUCCAUUCAUCUUCAAUCUUCAAAUGAAGCUUUUUUAAUUCAAGAAAAUACUCAUGCUAGCACUAAAACCCCUCUUAAUUCUGAAAAAAGAUAUCUUUUUUACACCCCACAUACCAGAAAAAUAGUGAAGAAUUUCACAAGAUAGCAUAGCUUAAAGCUAUGGAGGCUGCUGGAAGAAACCUUCUUUCUUCACCACCAACUUUUUCUCAGAAAACCCAACUCAGGAAUUGUUCUUCUUCAGAAAUGAAGAAUGGAUAAAGAGGAUUCAUGUAGCCGAACCCAGCUAAUAGAUUGAAGGUUCUGAUGCUUCAUGAGCAUGCUGCUCCUGUGCUUUCUUCAGUGCCCCAUACUUAUUUGGGUCGAUAUGUUCCUGCAUCAGCUAUCGGUCCGGAGCAGCAGUUUGAGAAUCGGCUGCAAUUGCACCUAGUAAAGGAAGAGAAAACAUCCCUGGCAACAAUAGAUAGGAGGCUUGUGGAAGCUGCAUCCUCAGAAUUGGAAGAGAAUGAUGCUGUUGAUUCAGAGCAAAAUAUAAAUGCUUUGCAAGUGCAGCUACUUCAUUGGCCUGGUCCAUCAUAUUCGUUUCCCCCGUAUUAUCUGAAGGGAAAAGGACCAUUAUCUCCAAAUAAGGAACCUCUUCACAGUAAGGGAGAUAAAUUAAUGAACUUUGAACCACACAGUGUGGUUGCUCUUGCCAGAAAAGCUUUGUUGGCAUCAAAAGAGGCAGCUUUAUUAGCUGAAGACUCCAAAUUACUUGAUGAUUCUCAUUUUCCAAAUUUCCUAUCCACGAAUUUGGUUGAUGAUAAACUGAAAGAGCAACGUACAGUAAGAUCAACACGUUUUAUAGAGAGGCAGUCUAGAAAAAGGGGAGCUCCAAAGCCAAUACAAGAAGUUCAGGAGACAAAUAAUCGUUCAGGCAGGCCAGAUGUGCGGAGAAAAGUGAACGAAUCUAUUGAUCUAAAUGAUCCUCUUCGAAUGUUCCUAUGGGGUCCCGAAACUAAACAACUUUUAACCGCCAAAGAGGAGUCUGAAUUGAUUGUCAAGAUACAGAUCUCCAUGAAAUUACAAGAAGUAAAGCAUCAGCUUCAGAUUCAGUUUGCUCGUGAACCAACAUCGCUUGAGUGGGCCGAAGCUGCAGGGAUUACUUCUCGAGAAUUGAAAUCACAACUUCUUUCCGGCAAGAGCAGCCGUGAGAAAUUAAUUAAUGCCAAUUUGCGGAUGGUGGUUCAUAUUGCUAAGCAAUAUCAAGGACGUGGUCUCAACCUUCAGGAUCUAUUGCAGGAGGGAAGCAUGGGACUUAUGAAAAGUGUCGAGAAGUUCAAACCUCAAGCUGGUUGUCGAUUUCCUACCUAUGCAUACUGGUGGAUAAGGCAAUCAGUUAGGAAGGCCAUAUUUCAACACUCUAGGACAAUCCGUUUGCCCGAAAAUGUGUAUGCGCUUCUGUCUAAAGUAAAAGAUGCCAAAAGAGAAUGCAUUCAACAAGGCAAUCGUCAUCCAACCAAAGAAGACAUUGCAUCAUGUGCUGGAAUGAGUGUGGAAAGGUUGCAGAAUCUGCUUUCAAAUGUUAGAACACCACUUUCAAUGCAACAGUCAGUGUGGUCAGAUCAAGAUACUACUUUCCAGGAAAUCACUGCUGACAAUGCAAUUGAAGCACCAGAACUGAGUGUAUCAAAACAACUUAUGAGGCGUCACAUACGCGGCCUCCUAAAUGUCCUGAGCCCAAAGGAAAGGAAAAUAAUCCGACUUAGAUUUGGCAUUGGAGAUGGCAAACCAAAGUCUCUAUCCGAAAUAGGCACUGUUUUUGGACUGUCAAAGGAACGAGUACGACAACUAGAGACCCGAGCACUAUACAAGCUAAAGCAGAAUCUUAACAAGCAUGGCCUCGAUGCAUAUUCCGAUUUGCUCUUUUAGAUCACAGUCUCUUCAAUUUACAUAAAACGACUCGAGUUGUUACUGUGGCUGAUGUAGCAGAUGUUACUUUGAAAUCAACAGUAGAUACAAGUUGCUAACAUCCGUGUAAGUAUGGAGCAAACAUUCAAAUUCCAGCGGAGACAAAAAUACCAGGUGAUUCUUCCCAUCUAUCUUAGCCUUGAUCGACAAAGUUGCAUGUCAUAUACCUAUUGCUGAUGGGAGUUGAUAGGUAUCCCGUAGAGUCAGUCGAGGUGCGUGAAAGCUGACCUGGACGUCCGGAAAAAAAUAUGAGAUAAAUGUUCAGCUGUUUUUAGUUUUGCUUUACAAAGUACUUGUGAACAUGUUAUUCCUGUUCUUACCUUUUUUAUCUUGUAAAGUAUCAAGUUGUAAAUCUUUUUUUUCAUCCUGACAUUUAUUUAAAUACAAGUUUUUUUUUUCGAAAA
Solanum pennellii is the source of this 2386-nucleotide messenger RNA. Its product is annotated as RNA polymerase sigma factor sigF, chloroplastic. Bases 339 to 1943 code for a protein of 534 amino acids. The record is from RefSeq and is a predicted model, not a curated record. The transcript is spliced from 10 exons. Gene Ontology annotation, biological process: DNA-templated transcription initiation; regulation of DNA-templated transcription. Gene Ontology annotation, molecular function: DNA-binding transcription factor activity. Lineage: Eukaryota; Viridiplantae; Streptophyta; Magnoliopsida; Solanales; Solanaceae.